Messenger RNA from Exophiala xenobiotica, 1578 nucleotides. RefSeq lists its product as uncharacterized. The record is from RefSeq and is a predicted model, not a curated record. The transcript has a single exon. NCBI's taxonomy places the organism in Eukaryota, Fungi, Ascomycota, Eurotiomycetes, Chaetothyriales, Herpotrichiellaceae. The coding region runs from base 334 to 1488 and encodes 384 amino acids.
CAUACUCUAGCCACGAACCCUCCUCAAUCCUCUCUCGCCUGGCCCGGUACCACAAAAUUGUAUCCGCAUUGGAGCUCUUCUACUUUUCUCUUAUUCUUCUUUAGCAUUCGUGGGAGGAUCACGCGACAGCCUCACUCGCCUCUGCAGCUGACCAAUCUGGAAGCCAUCCGCGCCUCAAGGUCCAUCCAUUCUGUUUGAGCUACUGGCCAUGAGCGCUUGAUGUUAUUUACGAGUCACAUCCUUGAGUUUUCGUUUCCGCUUCCAGCGCAACACGCUCACAGGGGUCGCCUUCGGAGGCGAGCUGUCUGCAGCUUCCGCAUCACACAGUAAGCGAUGCCGCCGCGCAAACGCACAGCGCGCUCUUCAAAGAGGAACGCCUCUACGGACGAAAAGAAAGCCACAACAGCUCCAGCGUCGACGACACCUGCAAGAGCCCGUCCCAAUGAUCUGUCAGCCGCCAAAGGGAAAGGAAAGCCUAAAGUCGCCGAUUCCACGCAGGACGCUGCACCUACGGACGUUGGCGACGACAAUGAUUCCAAGUUGAACGGCGGUGUUCCUGUGACGAACGCAGAUGCGAAACCGCCUGCGGGAAGAACACUAUACGACCAUGACAUUUCUUCGGGACCAGGCUCAAAGACAAUAUCCUGCAUCCGCAAUGCUGAGCCGGGAUGCACUCCGGCACCACUGAUUUUCACACACGGCGCGGGCGGAGGCCUUUCUGCGCCGGCUGUAGUGAAUUUUGCGCAGGGUGUCGUGGAUGCGGGAUCGAAUAUUGUCUGUUUCAAAGGGAAUAUGAAUCUUAAGUCACGGACUAGGAUGUUUGGCUCGGUGCUCGAGUAUGAGAAGCAGAAGCAGGAGCAGGACCGCGCGGAGGAGAAACUGGCAUUUGGUGGAAGGAGUAUGGGGGCCAGGGCUGCUGCGCUCGCUGCGCAGGAGGCUGACGAUGUGAAGAUCCUGGUCCUAGUAUCGUAUCCUUUGGUUGGACCGAAUGGGGACGUGAGAGAUCAGAUAUUGCUGGACAUUGGGACGGAUGUGGAUUUCCUGUUUAUUUCAGGGGAUGGGGAUAAUAUGUGUGAUCUGAGGAGGUUGAAGGAGGUCAGGGAAAAGAUGAACGCGAAGAGUUGGAUGGUUUUGGUGGAGGGUGCGGAUCAUGGGAUGCAUCUCCGAGGUGGAGGUGGUAAGAAAAGGACGGAUAUGAUGGGAAAGGAGACAGGAAGGGUUGCUGCAAGGUGGAUUGUUAACAGGGACAAGCAGAAGACCGAGAUGAUUGUGAAGUGGGACAGCAGUAGGGAGGCUGUUGUUGGCAGCGAGAGCUGGGGGAGUGGCGAGCAAGUGGGCGAGCCAGGGGAGAAGGAAGAAGAUGAUGGGAAGACUGGUCAGGCGAAGAAGGGCGUUGGAAAAAGGCCAAGAGAAAAGGUCAGUGCCGAUGAGAGCAAGGAGAUCAAGCCCGCGAGGAAGAGGUUGAGAGGGCGGAAGAAGGCGAGUUGAAAUGUCGGCUCGGUACUCGUAUACAUGUGCCAGUGCUAGGUGAAUCUGCACUGUGUGACAGUCUUCAUCCCACUGUAUAAUAAGGCGCCG